Messenger RNA from Corvus hawaiiensis (hawaiian crow), 3015 nucleotides. RefSeq names its product yippee like 5 (gene YPEL5). The transcript is spliced from 7 exons. The coding region runs from base 720 to 1085 and encodes 121 amino acids. NCBI's taxonomy places the organism in Eukaryota, Metazoa, Chordata, Aves, Passeriformes, Corvidae. The record is from RefSeq and is a predicted model, not a curated record.
CCACGGUGGGGCGGAGCCGCGCGGCCGAUCCGGAGCGCCGGGGCCGUGGAGGGCGGGGGAGACACCGGGCACGGAGCCGCCGCCGCAGCUCCCCGGCGCCAGGCAGAAGCCAGGCCCUGUUUACUUGGACACUCGCAGAAGUUGGUGGCAGACAUUGAAUCUCAGACCUCAUAAGAGACUGACCACGUGUGUAUUUUUGGAUGCACCCCUGCUAAUGAACAGCAGAACCCUGGGAAGAUGAGAAGAGGAAGCUGAAACCCAGUUCCUGAGAUGCAGUGAUGAAGUUUCAGCCUGAUACGAGGAUGUGAACGCAGUAGAUGGUGCUGAAGCAACACUGAGGCUCCUCCUGUGAAAUAUCCACAGUCCAGUGUGUAUAGAGAAAGUGCUUGCUGGCCCUCCCCAGUGUUGAUGGUCCUGUGUCUUCAAGAGAUGCAUUCCAGGACAAGAAGACACUGACUGAAAGAUAAAGGCAUAUUGGAAAGGUAUAAAGCUUAGAGAAAUCUAAUGAAAAUGCUUUCUCUAUUUUGAGUGGAAUCCCACCUCUAACACUCAGACCUGAUUUAUUUGUCCUUUGAAAAAGAGAAAUGGCUAUUACAUCACCUUUAAAAGGAAGAUUCAUUGCUUUUAAUUUUUAUGUAUCCUUCAGAUGGGAUACAGAAGAUUAAUAGUGAUUUGAAAAAUCUGAAGGUCUUGAGUAUAAACUUACAUAAGUUCUAAAAAUGGGAAGAAUUUUUUUGGAUCAUAUUGGUGGCACUCGCCUGUUCUCCUGCGCAAACUGCGACACGAUUCUGACCAACCGCUCCGAGCUCAUCUCCACUCGCUUUACAGGGGCCACGGGAAGGGCCUUCCUUUUUAACAAGGUGGUAAAUCUGCAGUAUAGCGAAGUUCAGGACCGGGUCAUGCUCACUGGCCGCCACAUGGUUCGGGACGUGAGCUGCAAGAACUGCAACAGCAAACUGGGCUGGAUCUAUGAGUUUGCCACUGAAGACAGCCAGCGCUACAAGGAAGGCCGCGUUAUCCUGGAAAGAGCCUUGGUGCGGGAGAGCGAAGGCUUCGAGGAGCAUGUGCCAUCCGACAAUUCCUGAAGAGGCUCCGGUCUCUUCUCAGGUUCUCUGCAAUUGAAACUCAAAUAUAAUAAAAUCAACAAAAAAAUCUGCUUACAUACACUGUCACCUUAGCAUCAGAGUCGGAUUCAUGGACUACAAAGUGGGAAAGAUUGUGAGAAUAUUUCAGAUGGAACCUUCCUUUCUUUAUUCCUUUUAUAUUUUACUUUCCCUCCAGCAGCUGUUUGUAGAAAGAAUGUUGUGCAGAUGCUGUAACUUUUUCUCUCUUUCAUUUACAUCUGUUAGAUUUGAGAUUGUAUCUUCAGAUUCGGUGGGCUAAAAGGAAAAUAUUUGCAGGAUUUGUCUUUCAUUGGAGAGAAAUUCAAUGAGGUUUUUUUUUUUAGUUUGCACAAACUGAUGUCAGCAUCAAGUUAUUUUAAAACUACAGAUGUUUUUUUAAAAGUAUAUUCCAACUUUUGGCUUAAGUUUUUAGUUAGGUGUUUGGGUUUUUGGUUUUUUUUUACCCAGCCUUUUCACCUGGUUUGCUAGCUAAGUAAAGAGAUCCGAAUUUGUGCUGAGUGCUAAAGGUUCAGUGUUGGUACGGCUUGGGCUGGCCCAUGUGCCAUAUUCUUGUUGAGGUUGAUUGGUAGCACAGAGCCCAUUAUUUCUUGUCAUUCUUGACCCAAAGAUGUCACCGUUCCUUGUUUAUUCGUGAAGUCCCAUUCACCAUGUAAACUGGUGUUGAUUGGAAACUCUUCUUGAAAUAGGGCAGAACUGCUUGGCUUUUUUUAACUUUAACAGAUGUAACUUAUGAGCAUAGUAAUAAUAUAAAGUAAUAGCUGUCUGUUUAGUCUUGCAUUGCUUACAAAUCCAGCUGUGUUUGUAAUGAUAGGGGUCCACUGAGAAACUACUGUUUCAGUAGUCAUUUUUUUUCAUUUCUCUACUAAUCUCAUUAAGUUAGACAGGGAAUUGCAAAUCUUAAUUCUUCUUCAAGUAGCUUUCUUUAAACCCAGAACUUCCUAUGUUAAACACAGCUGCUGUGUAAAAGGAGAAGAUUGCCAGCAUGUUUGUUCAUGCCUAGUUAUGCAAUCUGCAUCUCUUGAAAAGAUUAACUUAAACAGCUUGUUUUCAAAUGCUGCUUCUGGUGUUGAAACCUUUAACUUUCAACUUUGUUGAACCUUUUCAUUGUGAUGUUACAUUUUUUAUCUUUCUGGGCAGCAGUACAUGUCAGCCUAGUAGUAACUAGUGACUUGGAUUCCUGCUUUGUUCUUGUAGAGGUCAGCUCUGUUUAAAACAGUGAUCUUGCUUGCUUGCCUUUUUUAGCAAAAAUGCUCUUCGUUAACUUCACUCAAGGGUGCCCAAACACUUUCAUUGUGUCUUAAGCCAUAAGUUAAGAUCUCAAGGGCUGAAAUUUAUUUGAAUGUUAGAUAUGUAUGAUUUCUUAUCCAGGAUAUGAGUUGGUUGUGGUUUUUUUUCUUAUUGGAUAAAUUGUGGUCAACGUGAAAUGUUACCCACAGACGUAGGAAAGGGGGGGAACCCCACCCAACCAAACAGAUCUGGGUUCUGACCUUUCAGAAUAACUUCUCUUCUCUGGCCACAGCUCCAUAUCUGAAACUAAGAUGUGGAGGGUGACUAUGCAGAGUAUUUUUCUCAAUUCUUUUUGGUUGCCAAGUGGCAAAUUGGACACCCCUGACUUGAAUCGACUGCCUCUUUCAUGUAAAGGUAGCUUUGUUCUAGAAAUGUCACAUAGAAAGAAAACAGAGUAGAUCACAUACCAGAGCUGUGCUUGAAUCAAGCUGCUUAAACAAUAGUGUACUUGUGCCUCAAAUGAAUCAGUUUUUGCACUGAGUACAGUAGUACCCCAUUAUCUUGUACUUCUGUCCUUCACAGACCUGGAAGCGCCAUUAGCAUGGUUCUCUGCAGUACUUUUCUUGUACUUCUGACAUUACAAUAAAGUAUGUUUUGUCCUGAA